AGGCGGAGCAGGGGCGGGCCUGGCUCCACGCCUCUUCGGCCAGUCGCCGAUCGCCUUUAGGACCCGGCGCAGCGCGGAAUGAGGCUCGGAGGCGGGCUAGGGGAAGCCGUCGCGCACGCCUGACGUAACCAACCCGCGCCGGCGGAGAGAGGACGCCGAGAACCGCGCGCAGCCACGUUACUGGUUCGUCUCAGCUCGAACGCACCAUGGCGGCGCCGGUCCAGCAGCCUACUCAGCCUGGCGGCGGGAAGCGCAAAGGCAAGGCUCAGUACGUGCUGGCCAAGCGGGCUCGGCGCUGCGACGCCGGCGGGCCCCGGCAGCUGGAGCCCGGGCUCCAGGGCAUCCUCAUCACCUGCAACAUGAACGAACGCAAGUGCGUGGAGGAGGCCUACAGCCUGCUCAACGAGUACGGCGACGACAUGUACGGGCCUGAAAAGUUUACAGACAAGGAUCAACAGCUCUCUGGAAGUGAGGGAGAAGAUGAUGAUGCGGAGGCUGCCUUGAAGAGAGAAGUUGGUGAAAUUAAGGCAUCUACAGAGAUGAAGUUAAGAAGAUUCCAGUCAGUGGAGAGUGGAGCAAAUAACGUCGUCUUCAUCAGAACACUUGGGAUAGAACCUGAGAAAUUGGUGCAUCAUAUUCUCCAGGAUAUGUACAAAACCAAGAAGAAGAAGACUCGGGUUAUUCUACGAAUGUUACCCAUCUCAGGCACCUGCAAGGCUUUCUUAGAAGAUAUGAAAAAAUAUGCAGAAACAUUUUUGGAACCCUGGUUUAAAGCUCCAAACAAAGGGACAUUUCAGAUUGUAUACAAAUCUCGAAAUAACAGUCACAUGAAUAGAGAAGAAGUUAUCAAAGAAUUGGCAGGAAUAGUGGGCAGCCUCAAUUCAGAAAAUAAAGUGGAUCUCACCAAUCCACAGUACACGGUGGUAGUAGAAAUCAUCAAAGCUGUCUGUUGCCUGAGUGUUGUGAAAGAUUACAUGUUGUUCAGAAAAUACAAUCUCCAGGAGGUGGUGAAGAGUGCUAAGGAUCCAUCACAGCCUAACAACGUAAAGCAGGGAAUUGGGAAUGAAGCUAAAUUGGAAUCUGGUGGCAAAUCAAAUAAAAACGACUCAGCAGACGGAAAAAACCAGCAGGUGGUACCGGAGCAUAGUGAGGAGCCAGGGCAGACCAGACCAACAUCUGAGAUGCAGGUGGUGAAUGAGGGUGUAGCCAAACCUGAGCUUGUAAGUCAAGUCACAGAAGGAUCCAAGUCAAAUGAAAAUGACCACUCAUAGGAGGUCGUUUGGUGUUGGAGGUGGGUUUAUCAGCUGGGGUUCUAUGAGUUGUUGCUGAAGUCCCACCUAAGAUUGUGGCUGAAAAUACUGUCUUGACCUUUGUGUGCUGCAUAAUACCAUUCUAUAUUAGUGAACAAUGAUCACACAGCCCCGCUAACAGUUUUGUUAAAGAUCUUUCAGUCCUGUAUGGCACUUUGAGUAGGCCCACUUAGCUGCUGCACGGGGUGAGGUGGGGAGGGGCACUGCGGAGGAGGAGGACGUUGGCCUUUCCUGGCUUCCCCUUAUGCACUGCUGACUGACUUAUGGGACUGGACAGACUCUGAAGUAGAAGAUCAGAGGGAAGUUUUCAUUCUAAGGAAGGAUUUUUUUACAUGCCACAAUUAAGCUGUCCCCUGCCACUUCGUUGUAAACAUUGCAAAAAAUGUGGAUUGUGUAGGUUAGAAAUGAAUUGUUUUGUGGUGUUUUAGUAUUUUCUGUGAUUUUCUUGUUUGGUUGUAUUUGUUUUUAUAUUUUAUUAACAUUUGUGUGUAACAAAUCUGACAGUCCAGUACUGCAAUUUGGGGUUUUUUUUGAGUUAGAGUCUCACUCUGUUGCCCAGGCUGGAGUGCAGUGGCAGUUAAUAGCUUCCGCAGUCUUGACCUGAUGAGCUCAGGUGAUCCUUCUACCUUAGCCUUCCAAGUAGCUGGAACUACAGCCAUGUG
Molecule: messenger RNA, 1972 nt
Organism: Carlito syrichta (Philippine tarsier)
Lineage: Eukaryota; Metazoa; Chordata; Mammalia; Primates; Tarsiidae
Gene: THUMPD1
Product: THUMP domain containing 1
Exons: 4
Coding region: 207-1271 (354 amino acids)
Biological process (GO): tRNA modification
Molecular function (GO): RNA binding
Source: RefSeq, a predicted model, not a curated record